AUGGCUUCCGCUCGGCGUAGUUGGCGGCUCGAUUCUAAAGAAAUGUUUGAUGUUUUGGUAAAUGUUGUUGACUCAGUCAUUGAGGAAGACCCGGAAAUUCAAAUUGAAGAGGUAAUUCAAGACUUACAAGAGGUGUUAUCGGUCCAAGAUCAAGAAAAUGAUGAUGCUGACGUGUCAGAAAACGUAUCUGAACCAGAAGAGGGUCAAAGCCGGGGUCGCUAA
This is a messenger RNA of Parnassius apollo (apollo), 222 nucleotides long. Lineage: Eukaryota; Metazoa; Arthropoda; Insecta; Lepidoptera; Papilionidae. The record is from the annotation of a GenBank genome assembly.